AUGAAGUUCUGGAAGGCCGAAAAGGAUUGUUGUUCCUGGGAUGGUGUUACUUGCGACUUCAAAACCGGACAAGUAGUAGGCCUGGACUUGGCUCACAGCUGGCUUCAAGGACCUUUGCAUCCCAACAGCAGCCUCUUCAAGUUGCGUCAUCUUCAAGAGAUCAACCUUUCCUUCAACAACUUCACUUUCAGCCCAAUCCCCUCCGAGUUUGGCCUCCUUUCGAGGUUAAGGCAUCUCAACCUCUCUUUCUCCAUGUUUUCUGGGAAUAUUCCAUCUCAAAUCUCAUUUCUUACCAAUUUGGUUUCGCUUGAUCUCUCAACUUUUAAGUUUCCUGAUGAUACUAAUCUUUUGUAUCUCUCAAAAAUAGACUUCACAUGCAUUAUCCAAAACAUGACAAAUUUGAAACGACUUCACGUGGGUCAAGUUAACAUUUCAUCACCCAUACCUGAAUCCUUGGCAAAUUUAUCCUCCUUGACAUCUCUCAGUCUUGAUGGUUGCGGUUUACAUGGCAAUUUUCCAGGGAAUAUCUUUCAGCUUCGUAAGCUACAAUUCAUCAAUCUAGCAUGUAACAUUCUUCUCUCUGGAUUUCUUCCUCAUUUUCAAUCUUCUAGUUCUUUGGGGGUCUUGAAUCUUGACUGCACAAAAUUUUCAGGAAAAUUACCCAACUCAAUAGGCUACCUUAAGUCAUUAAAAAGAUUGUCUCUUUGGAAUUGUAAUUUUGUAGGGCCUAUUCCUUCUUCAAUAUGGAACCUUUCCCAGCUUGUGCGUCUUGACCUCUCAUACAACCACUUCACCGGUCAUGAACUUCCAUCCACAUUGGGAAACCUUGCAAAACUUACAGUUCUAGCACUUGAAUCUUGUGAGUUGAGCGGGCAAUUACCCUCUUCUCUUGUAAACCUCACACGACUUGAACGUCUUUUUCUUUCGAGAAAUAGUAUCACUGGUCCAAUCCCAGCUUCUAUUGGAAACCUCAGACAGUUGCAAGUUUUAAAUCUUUCAGACAAUGUUUUUAGUGGUCAAAUUCCUGUAUUGCUUGGAAACCUCUCACUGAAAAUUUUAGAUCUUUCAUAUAACAACUUGGAUGGAGUGAUUCCUUCAUUUUUGUUUAUGUUGUCUUCUUUGAAAUGGUUGAUUCUCCCUAACAAUCAGCUAACAGGCUCCCUUUUUAUGCAAAAUAUCUCCUCUUCUCAAUUGGAGGCUUUGGAUUUGCAGUGUAACAAAUUAAAUGGACAAAUUCCACUGUCGAUGUUCAAAUUGGUAAAUCUGGAAUUUCUAGCGCUUAAAGGCAACAAAUUAAGUGGCACAGUUGAGUUAAGCAACUUCUCAAAACUGGUCAAGCUCAAAUUUCUUUCACUUUCGUAUAAUAGCCUAUCUAUAGCAAACUUGAGUACAACUGAACUUCCAAAGUUUGGAACGUUAUCUUUGUCUUCAUGCAACAUAGGCGAAUUUCCAGAUUUCCUUAAGAGCCAAGAUCAAUUAGAGUCACUAGAUCUAUCUUACAAUGGAAUUGAAGAUCAAAUACCAAAUUGGUUAUGGGGUGCCAAAGGGAACAAGAAAUUGGACUACAUGGACUUGAGUGGCAACAAGUUGCAUGGAUCACUUAUUGUUCCACCAUUGUCCAUAUCCUACUUUUACAUCUCAAACAAUAACUUUGAGGGAGGAAUUCAUCCAUCAUUUCGAAAAUGGAAUAAUCUUAGAGUCCUUGACAUCUCUAAUAACCACUUUGGCGGAAGUGUUCCGAGAUGGUCGUGCAACUUCAGCAGUUAUUUACAGGAGUUGAAUCUGCAGGGGAACAAUUUUGAAGGGAGUCUACACGAGAUGUUUACAUGUGGAAGCAUGCAUAGUUUGAAGCUUCUAGAUCUGAGUCAUAAUCAGUUUGAAGGACAGAUUCCACAAUCCUUGAGUAACUAUAGUAAGUUACAAAUUUUAAAUCUAGGACACAACCAGAUAAGUGGCAUCUUCCCAUUUUGGUUACAAAAUUUGCCAGAGUUGCGAGUCCUGGUGUUACUGUCGAAUAAAUUUUAUGGUCCAAUAUGGCAUCCACAUAAGUUUUGGGGUUUCGUAAAGUUGGGCUUUAUGGAUCUAGCUUUUAAUAACUUUAAUGGAAGUUUACCAUCAGAAUACUUUACAAAUUGGGGUGUCAUGAUGGUUAAAGAUGUUGAUGGAAAGAAGCCAUUCUUCACAUUUUUGGGAGUUUCGUCACCAAAAUAUGGAACUCUGUCGUACCUUAUGGGGGUGAUGAACAAGGGGGUGAAUAUGGAGGGCUAUGAGAUAUCAGUUAUUUUCAAAUCCAUUGACCUCUCUAAUAACAGAUUUGAUGGAGAAAUUCCAAGUAGCAUUGGUAAUCUGCAGGCCUUAAUUUCCCUCAACUUAUCCAGCAACAGUUUCACAGGUCCCAUCCCAUCAUCUAUCGGAAACAUGAGAGAGCUUGAAUCAUUGGAUCUAUCAAACAACAAGUUGUUUGGUAGAAUUCCUCAACAGUUGAAAAAUCUCUCAUUUCCUGAGUAUUUAAACGUCUCCCAGAAUCAGCUCACAGGCCCGAUUCCAGAAGGUGGACAGUUGGAUACAUUUUCAAGUUCAUCUUUCGAGGAAAAUCCAGGAUUAUGUGGUUCCCCAUUUUCAAAGAAAUGUGAAGCCGAGAAGACACCAUCUGCUUUCGAAAGCAAAGAAAUAGAAUCAGAAAAUGGUUUUACUUGGAAAGCAGUAGUAAUGGGAUAUGGAUGUGGAUUUGUGGUUGGAUCUAUCAUCGGAUAUGUCCUCAUCUUUCGACAAGGUCCAACUGGUCUUUUUUGGAGAAGUUUCGUAGGAAGAUAUAUCCACGAACGCUAG
Messenger RNA from Ziziphus jujuba (common jujube), 2829 nucleotides. Its product is annotated as receptor-like protein 6. The coding region runs from base 1 to 2829 and encodes 942 amino acids. The record is from RefSeq and is a predicted model, not a curated record. The transcript has a single exon. NCBI's taxonomy places the organism in Eukaryota, Viridiplantae, Streptophyta, Magnoliopsida, Rosales, Rhamnaceae. Gene Ontology annotation, molecular function: protein binding.